AUGAUAAAAAUUUACUCGCUUUUGAAUCGAUUUACUGACGACGGCGUUUACUUGACGAUUGAUGGAGUAGGCGAUAAGCAAGAUCCCAGGGAAAAGUAUUCUUUAACUGCCACGGAUAUAAAAAAUGACCUGACGGACGGUCAAGGCCGGCCCCAAUGGAUUUUCUCGGCUUACGGGCCUGGAAGGAAUGCACCGGUACAGCUCUUCGGCGGGCCUGAAAGAGAGCAAAGCUUUGAAGAAAUGCGAGCAUUGCAUUACGCUGCUGUUGCCGAAGGGAAGCCGCAGGAGGCCAUACAAAAUGCAAAUAACCUGUUUGCUGCCACGGAAGCUCAGAUGAAGAACAUCAUCAACAAUUUGGAUGCUGCGAUCCAGUAUGUGGUUGAUGGAGAAAAUCAGCACCCAAACCGGCAUGACAUAGUAAACGGGAAGAUUACAGCGAUUUCCUCAUCUAAUACCCAGCCGAACCCAUUUUCCCAGCAGUCUCAGCCUCAAAACCCUGUUCAGCCUUCACCAUUUGGCGGUUCGAAUUCAUCUCAACAAUCAGGAGGAUUCGGUAGUACUUUUGGGAAGCCAACAAUGCUAGGCCAGCAGCAACCACAGCAACCCGCUUUUGGUACACCAUCCUUCGGUACACCAUCCCUUGGUGCCCCGGCAUUUGGCACUCCCUCCUUUGGACAGCCAUCCGCCAUGGGAAGCUCUCCUUUCGGCCAAGUUGCUGCUUCUGCAAACCAACAACAGUCAAACCCCUUUGGAAAGCCCACCGCCUCUCCAUUCUCCCAAGCUGCUCAGACCACCAAUCCGUUUGGCCAGCCACAAGCACAAGCUGCCCAAGCGCAACAAAGCUCUCCAUUCGCACAGCUUCAAAGCUCGACUCAGUCACAACCAGGCUUUGGGACAAAUCCAUUCGGCUCAGGCAAUUCUCUAAACCAACAACAAUCAACGCCAGCGCCAUUUGGACAGCCUUCCCCCUUUAAAGGUCCAGCGACUUCUGUUCAGCCUCAGGCCAGCGCAGUCAACGUACCACCGCCCAGUGGUCCCAUUCUUCCUGUGAAAAAUGCUAACCCCAACCUGAAUCCUCUACCUAAAACGUCUGGACAGACAGUGCAGGACCCUAUGACCAAAAAGCUCACAGUAUGGAAAGGUCUUCGGGUCCAGUAUAUUGAUGACGAGCCAUGCUACCAGCAUCCAGAUGAUCCGCAAUUUUAUGCUCAUAUAUUUUUUCCCGAUGGCCCGCCGAAGGCCGAUACAUUCAAGUACUCAGUGGCGUCUCCAGGGGAGUAUACUUCGGCUGUGGAAGAAGCUUAUAAGUUCGCCCAUGAAAACGGAGCAUUCAAAGAUGGAGUAAUGCCUUCGGUACCGCCUAAACCCGAAUGGUCAAGAUACGACAUCUGA
Trichophyton verrucosum HKI 0517 is the source of this 1392-nucleotide messenger RNA. RefSeq names its product CCCH zinc finger domain protein. The record is from RefSeq and is a predicted model, not a curated record. Lineage: Eukaryota; Fungi; Ascomycota; Eurotiomycetes; Onygenales; Arthrodermataceae. The transcript has 2 exons. The coding region runs from base 1 to 1392 and encodes 463 amino acids.